Molecule: messenger RNA, 2610 nt
Organism: Trachymyrmex septentrionalis
Lineage: Eukaryota; Metazoa; Arthropoda; Insecta; Hymenoptera; Formicidae
Product: glutamine-rich protein 2-like
Exons: 13
Coding region: 151-2580 (809 amino acids)
Molecular function (GO): heme binding; oxygen binding
Source: RefSeq, a predicted model, not a curated record
UACAGGAACAAGAGCAAUUAAUUUUCAAAAUUGACAAUUCAAUCAAUAUUUUUCACCAUAACCGCACUUGUGUUUGACAAUCAAGAAGUUAAAUGUAAUUGAUGUGAUCCUCAUGUAAUUCCCGAAAAAAAUCGGUCAUUCGCAUUUAAAAUGGCUGCGAAAACUGCCAACCAAAUGCCAGAAGCAUUUAACGUGCCAACAGCAGCUAAUGCCAACAACAAUGCCAGUCUGCAAAUUUCUCUUUCUCAAAUGCUCGAUCUUGCUCUCGGAGCACCAGAAGUUGGCGCGGUUAAUUUUAAUAUUCUUCAUAAUUUCCUACAUAUCAUGUUGCAACAAAUAAAUUUGCAGGCUGCUACAGUUACAUUUCAUGGUGAAAAUGCAGAUCAAGUAAAAAGGAUGAUAUCAUCUAUGAAGCCGAGACCAGAAGUAAUGCGAGUUCGAAGAGACGAUGGUGAAGAUGCUGAUGUACUUACAGAAGAUAUUCAAGUGCCUACAGAAACAAUUUUGAGAGUGACGGAAGAUGUAACACCACAAAUAGAUUUUGAAAAAGUCCCUGAAGCUCAGAUGGUUGUAUCUGUGGAUAAUAAUUUUUCUCUACUGGCAUCUCAGUUUAAAGAGCUCGAAAAAUCUGUAAAACAGAUACAAGAUCGAUAUCAAGCUUUGGAGGACUUGGCUAGGUCUCCGGAAAUCGAAGAAUUAAAAGAUCGAAUCGCAGAUCCUACCGCGGAUAUAUGGCAAUUUGUUAACAUCAAUAAAAGAUUGGACACUAAUGAACAAGGUAUCGAUAAGCUUACAGCGAUGGUACAAGAUGUGAUCAAAGGUGAUGUUGGCGUAGUAACAGCAGACACAUCUUUGAUUAAUACAAGACUGGAUGAACUCGAAGAUAAGGUCUUCAAGAUGGAGCAAUGGCUUACGAAUUUACAAGCAGUUGUCGAUAUGUUAGCCGAAGAAGUACCCGAGCCAACUACUGAUAUAACAGAAGUAGAAGAAGAAGUAGAAGCAGCAAUAGUGCCACCUACUGAUAUAACAGCAGUAAAAGAAGGAGAAGAAGAAGUAGAAGCAGCAAUAGCAGCAGCCGCAGAACCAGUAGAAACUAACAAUAUGAUAGAACAUGAAAUCGAAGAAAAUGCGAAAAUACCUAAAGUCCGUAGAAUAACAGCUGAGAAGCUUGCUGCUCGAGCAGUACUUAUGAAUGACAAUAUUAUAGAAGAAAUACGCCAAGAUAUUACUGCGUUAAAAACGGACGUAGUACUUAUACAGCAGGAACUGCAAGAUCUUAACGAAAGAAUUGCACUAGAAGAAAAGCCAGUAGCACCAUUGCCACAAGAAAUUGAAUCUAUUGUUGAAAAACUGAUUAAAGAAAAGGAAAAAAUAACCGAUGUUACAAACUUGGAGCAAUGCUUGGAAGCUGUGAAAAAUGUAGAAACAACUCAUGGCGAAGCUUUGAACAAUGUUACCCAACGCGUGAUUUUAUUGGAAUCAGAUUUUAGAAAUUUGUUAGAAAAAGUAAAUAUUAUACAAGAAGUUGACAAGACAGAUAGCGCUGACGUUAACACUCUUAUUACACAAGUACAAAAAAUUGAAACGGAUAUGGAGACAAUCGGACAAACAAUGAAUAAAUUACUCGAAGAUAAAGAAAAAAAAGAAGCGCAUAUUAACACAUUACUGGAACAAAUUGAAGUUCUAAAAACCGUUAAAGCAAAUAAAGAGGAUAUCGAAGAUGCUUUGGCUGACAAAGCGGAUGCUCAUGCUAUGAAGAGAAAGGUAUCGCAUGAACAAUUUGAUGCUGCUUGCGAUGAUCUCGCUCGUGGUCUCGAGGAAGCAAUUGACAAAUUGUCAAAGCAAGAAUCGAUUUGGCAACAAGCGCUCGAUGAAGUGCAGAAUGAAAUCGCGACCAAGCUGGAUAAAGCCGAGAUGGUACCGCUGAAGGAUUUUGUGGAUGACAAAUUAAAGUCGCUUCACGAAAAAUUGAAGAUUAUGAUUGAAGCAAGACGAGAAAUAGAGGCAGCAGGAACAAAGAAACUGCUUACAGAUGUUCAAUGUAUAUCAUGCGACAAGGAUGUUGUAAUGAGAACAGAAGAAGUCGGUAAAUUUCGAACCGAGCCAUUUCCUUGCUCUACCAGCAUAAAACCUUAUCUCACAUAUGAAUUGGAUCAAGUUAGAAAACAACAGAAAAAAUUGCCUUACAGCAGAAAUCUGAUCCAAUUUGAAGCAGCAGUGCACGAAGAGGCAAAGAAAAUGAAAGCGAAGGAGGAGAUGCUUGUGAAGAGUCCUAGAGAUCAUCUCAGCAAUCGAUACUGCGGUGGGAGCCACACAGUCACGACUCCUCAGCAAAGAAUCAUGCGGGCGGGUCAUUUUCUUACUCAGUGGGGACCCGAAACGAUACAAUUGACGGAUGGUUUGAUAAGAGGAAAAGACGGUCAAAUGUAUCGCAGUCGACCCAUAUUGGAUAAAUCGGAUAUCUGCGGUCCAAAUUGUUGGGAAGGUCAAUUUAUCGAGGAAACUGAACUCACGGAAUGUUCGACGGUGUCUCGUAAACCUGUACCAUUACGACGAAGUAGCGCUGGAAGCGCUCGUUAAAUAAUACAACACAUCGCGUUUAGAGAAUUU